UGCGCGCCUUCCCUCCUGCGCUCGCCGGCCUCUCCUGCCUCUUAGAACCUUCCUGCGGUCGUGGUCGCAUCUCGCUGCUGCAGCCUCCGGGGCCACGUUCCAUCCUUUCAGCCUGAGACCAGCCCAGAAAGAAAAAUAAUUAUCUUUUCUUGCUCGGUACCUAUCUUAAAGCCAUGAGGGAAAUCGUGCACAUCCAGGCCGGACAGUGUGGCAACCAGAUCGGUGCUAAGUUCUGGGAGGUGAUAAGCGAUGAACACGGCAUCGACCCCACCGGUACCUACCACGGUGACAGCGACCUGCAGCUGGACCGAAUCUCCGUCUACUACAAUGAAGCCACAGGUGGCAAGUAUGUCCCUCGAGCUAUCUUGGUGGAUCUAGAACCCGGGACCAUGGACUCCGUUCGAUCAGGUCCUUUUGGCCAGAUCUUCAGACCAGACAACUUUGUUUUUGGUCAGUCUGGGGCAGGCAACAACUGGGCUAAGGGUCACUACACAGAGGGAGCUGAGUUGGUUGACUCCGUUCUGGAUGUGGUGCGGAAGGAGGCAGAGAGCUGUGACUGCCUGCAGGGCUUUCAGCUGACCCACUCUCUGGGUGGAGGCACAGGCUCUGGCAUGGGCACCCUGCUCAUCAGCAAGAUCCGAGAAGAGUACCCCGACCGUAUCAUGAAUACCUUCAGCGUGGUGCCUUCACCCAAAGUGUCCGACACCGUGGUUGAGCCCUAUAACGCCACCCUCUCCGUCCAUCAGCUGGUUGAAAACACUGAUGAGACCUACUGCAUUGACAACGAGGCCCUCUAUGACAUCUGCUUCCGUACCCUCAAGCUCACCACGCCAACCUACGGAGACCUGAACCACCUUGUCUCUGCCACCAUGAGCGGUGUCACCACCUGCCUCCGCUUCCCGGGCCAGCUCAAUGCUGACCUCCGAAAGUUGGCUGUCAACAUGGUGCCCUUCCCGCGUCUCCACUUCUUCAUGCCCGGCUUUGCCCCGCUCACCAGCCGUGGAAGCCAGCAGUACCGGGCCCUCACUGUGCCUGAACUUACCCAGCAGGUCUUCGAUGCCAAGAAUAUGAUGGCUGCCUGCGACCCCCGCCAUGGCCGAUACCUCACCGUUGCAGCUGUCUUCCGCGGGCGGAUGUCCAUGAAGGAGGUAGAUGAGCAAAUGCUCAACGUGCAGAAUAAGAAUAGCAGCUACUUUGUGGAAUGGAUCCCCAACAAUGUCAAGACGGCGGUCUGUGACAUCCCACCCCGCGGCCUCAAGAUGGCAGUCACCUUCAUCGGAAACAGCACGGCCAUCCAGGAGCUCUUCAAGCGCAUCUCGGAGCAGUUCACAGCCAUGUUCCGCCGGAAGGCCUUCCUCCACUGGUACACAGGUGAGGGCAUGGACGAGAUGGAGUUCACCGAAGCCGAGAGCAACAUGAAUGACCUCGUCUCAGAGUACCAGCAGUACCAGGAUGCCACUGCGGAAGAGGAGGAGGAUUUCGGGGAGGAGGCAGAAGAAGAGGCCUAAGGCAGAGAGCCCCGCAUCACCUCAGGCUGCUUAGUUCCCUCAGCUUUCUUCAGCUGCCCAUUUUUCUCCUUCAGAGUUUUCUUUCUGCUGCCUCUGUCCUGUUUUUUCGUUUUUUUCACUGGGGCGGGGGGGAAGUGAACGGUGCCCAGCACACAGUAGGCGCUCAAUAAAUAUUUGUUUGUGGAA
Microtus oregoni (creeping vole) is the source of this 1694-nucleotide messenger RNA. RefSeq names its product tubulin beta class I (gene Tubb). Gene Ontology annotation, cellular component: microtubule; cytoplasm. NCBI's taxonomy places the organism in Eukaryota, Metazoa, Chordata, Mammalia, Rodentia, Cricetidae. The coding region runs from base 174 to 1508 and encodes 444 amino acids. Gene Ontology annotation, biological process: mitotic cell cycle; microtubule cytoskeleton organization. Gene Ontology annotation, molecular function: GTPase activity; GTP binding; structural constituent of cytoskeleton. The record is from RefSeq and is a predicted model, not a curated record. The transcript is spliced from 4 exons.